Molecule: messenger RNA, 2916 nt
Organism: Trichomonas vaginalis G3
Lineage: Eukaryota; Parabasalia; Trichomonadida; Trichomonadidae
Product: protein kinase protein
Exons: 1
Coding region: 1-2916 (971 amino acids)
Biological process (GO): peptidyl-serine phosphorylation; endocytosis; signal transduction
Cellular component (GO): nucleus; cytoplasm
Molecular function (GO): ATP binding; protein serine/threonine kinase activity
Source: RefSeq, a predicted model, not a curated record
AUGGUGAAUGAAUCCCCGCCUACUCCAGAGAAGAUUAUCAAUGGAUACAUAGUCGAAAAGACUAUAGGAAGGGGAGCAUUCGGAAGAAUCGUAAAAGUAACAAAAAAUAACAAUGAUGGGAAAGAAUACGCUCUAAAAAUCCCGAAAAAAGGCAAAGAAAGAUCACUUGUCACAGAGCGAAAGUUCUUAGAAAAGCUCCAAGGUUCCCCUUACUUUCCAAAGAUCAUAGAUUACCGAGAAGGCUACGAAAAAAAUAAUUAUCUUGCAAUGGAGUUACUAGGUCCCUCACUUGGCAAAGUUAAAGAUGUUGCUCCAUGUCACAGACUCUCACUAUCAACUUCGAUUCGUGUUGGAAUCGAAAUGUUAAGAUCUAUUCGUGCUUUCCAUAAGCUAGGUUUUAUUCAUCGUGACAUCAAACCAGAUAACUUCCUUGUACGUGGAUCAAGAAUGUAUCCUAUUGUUCUGAUUGACUAUGGAAUUAGUAGAAGAUACCUCGAUGCAGAGACAGGAAGACCAAUUCCUCCACGUCCUUUUGUCGGUUUCGUCGGAACAAUGAAAUACGCAUCGAUUAAUGCUCACGAAGGCCGCGAACUCGGCAGAAGAGACGAUCUUUAUAGCUGGUUUGUCUCUCUCCUCGUUAUUAUGACUGAUCAUGUACCUUGGAAGACAAACAGAAACAACAAGAUCAUGGCUCAGACCAAGAAAAUUACAAACAUUGAAAAAUUCUGUCUAAAAUUACCAAAACAACUCGUUAAAAUCUACUAUAUCAUCAUGAGAAUGAAGUUCGGCGAUGAGCCAAAGUAUGAUUUGCUUAUCGCUUUUCUCAACGAAGCCCUCAAAGAAGUUGGAGGAAGUUGGUCAGAGAAAUACGACUGGGAGAACUUCUCAAAGAACCGUUUAAACAAAAUAUCAUCAGUCAAUAUCGUUCCACCACACGAUGAACCAGCAAAUAUACCUACAAAUCUCCCAUCCACAAACAUUGAGAUACCAAUGUCCUCUCCGCUUCCUUUGUUGCCACGAAACACACAAUCCCUUGGCAACAACUUUUCGAAGAGUCAGUUCCUUUUCAACCUUCAGCAACAAGCUCAGGAAGUAACAGAUGAUUCGGAAGAUUCUUACAGUUAUACGUCAUCGUCAGCGUGUUCAACAUUCUCUUGGUCGACAAGUAGACGUUUUUAUACAGGUUCUCAUACGUCAAGUAUCUCUACAGAGUCACAAUACUCAUCAUCUUCGGAUGACGAUAGCGAUUCUUACUACUACUCGUCGUCAUCGAGUUCCUCAUCGUAUUCCUCGGGAUCUUCCUCUGAUUCGAAGCCUUCUAAACAAGCCGCUGCUGCUAAACCACCUGCUCCAGCUCCACCAGCUCAAAAGAAGAACAGACCAGCUGCUUGGCAUGACAGUAUCGAGUGCCUGAAGGCCCUUCCUGUAACUAAGAAGCGCAGAAGACAUUAUAAAUCCGAUCCUUCAGUUAUGACUAAGACAAACUCGAAAGCGCCAGCAAACGAAUACAAGAAACACCUUGUCAGAAGCCAUGACGAAAUUAGAAGUCCAUCUGAAGUGGACAACUUCGAUAUCAGCGCCAAAAACUUCGGAGAUCCGAAUUGGCCGAAGGCGAGCCCUGUUACAGGUGAUUAUGGUCGCAGAAUGUCAAUGGUUCCUCGAAUGCUUCAGUCUUCUCCUCAAUUUGACUUAGCAGCUGCAAAAUUAAAGAGACCUCCGCCAAUUCCUAUCAAAAAGACCUCAUUCUCACCUCCAACACCCGUUCUCAGAAACGAAUUCCCAAAGAUAAAUACACUAAAUAGCCCGACUCCACCAUCCCCAAUAAUAACUGGUGGUGCCCCCUCAGAUAAUUCCCAAUGCAACGAAUUAACAGAUUCCAACCCUAAAAUCUCGCUCGAUACACAUCCUCGUGCAGUGGAAGACCACACAAGUAUAUUAUAUUCACAUGCUCCCCCUACAGAACCAAAACCAAGUCCAGAAGCGAAACCAAGAAGGAGAUCUUCCAUCAUAGGUGAAGAAAACUACAUCCCUAUGACAGAGAUAGCACCUGUCUCUAGUCCAAAGAAGGAACCAUUGCUAAAAAAAGUAAGUUUCUCCUUUGACAAUGAAUCGCCAUCAAAAAUCAAUGAAGGGGAAGAAAGAAUUAUCGAUAUAGAAAUCAGCGACAAAAUAGAGAAGGAGAUGCAGUCAGAAGAUGAAGACAAAUCAAUUUCAUCAUCUUUAUCUUCGACUGUUGUUAAUUCUUCUGAACAAUCAACUUCCAAUUCUUCGACUACAUCAGAAAAAGGCGAUGAAGACAAACAAAAAAGCCAAAAUAAAGACGAUGAAGACAAACAAAAAAGCCAAAAUAAAGACGAUGAAGACAAACAAAAAAGCCAAAAUAAAGACGAUGAAGACAAACAAAAAAGCCAAAAUAAAGACGAUGAAGACAAACAAAAAAGCCAAAAUAAAGGCGAUGAAGACAAACAAAAAAGCCAAAAUAAAGACGAUGAAGACAAACAAAAAAGCCAAAAUAAAGACGAUGAAGACAAACAAAAAAGCCAAAAUAAAGACGAUGAAGACAAACAAAAAAGCCAAAAUAAAGACGAUGAAGACAAAAACAUCGUCAAAGGAGACAAAAAUAAACAAAUUAAUGAAGAAAAGAAACCAGAACAGACUACGAAACCUAAAGAAGAAGAAAAAACAGAACAAAAGCCAAUAAUUGCAGAUGAUAACAAAAUUAGUCAGGAAUCAAAACCAGAACCACCAAAACAAAACAACACCGAUCAGAAGCCACAAAUUUCCUCAGAAAAACCAAGUGAAGAAGAAAAAAGGGUAAAUUCUGACGAAACGAAGAAAAAUGAAGAGGUAAAGAAGCAAAAACAGGCAAAAGAGGAUCCAAAUGAUGAAGAUGUUAACUGCAAAUGCAGAAUUUAA